This is a messenger RNA of Malassezia restricta, 1380 nucleotides long. RefSeq names its product zinc finger protein. Lineage: Eukaryota; Fungi; Basidiomycota; Malasseziomycetes; Malasseziales; Malasseziaceae. Gene Ontology annotation, cellular component: transcription regulator complex; PcG protein complex. Gene Ontology annotation, biological process: regulation of transcription by RNA polymerase II. Gene Ontology annotation, molecular function: RNA polymerase II cis-regulatory region sequence-specific DNA binding; DNA-binding transcription factor activity, RNA polymerase II-specific. The coding region runs from base 1 to 1380 and encodes 459 amino acids. The transcript has a single exon. The record is from RefSeq and is a predicted model, not a curated record.
AUGGAGACGGGGGCAUUGUAUGACUCCAAUAUUGACCCUGUAGUAAAACGAUAUCAAGAAAACCCGCAUCAUGAUGUGCAGAUUACUCCUUUUAGUUCACAACAGGGGCAAGGCGCAAGCGGCAUCGACUCGGUGACCACAUCUGAUGACCAGCACAUCGGCAAGGAUAAGGAGACACAGAUCACAGACAAUGCCAAUUACCCAAAAAAACGCAGGUACUCUACCAAAGAACCUAGGUUCAGCAUCAACGUUGAUGGUAAGCGACGGUACCCAUGUCUCUUUCCUGAUUGCGAUAAAACUUUUUCAACAAGUGGCCAUCUAUCGAGGCACAAUCGGAUUCAUACGGGAGAAAAACCUUACAACUGUACCUAUCCUGGCUGUGAUGCACAUUUUUCCCGUUACGACAAUAGCUUACAACACUACCGGACUCACUUUUUCUCAGCUACGAGCAAGAAAGGUCACAGAAAGAGCAAGGAAUUGUCUCAUGUCAGCUUAAGCAAUGACAAUCGAGAAAACAUGGAAUACACGCGCGUCACUGAUCCUACGACAUCGAGAGAAGAUAGUUGUGACAAAGUGUUGGUCUCUCAAACGCCUCUGUCAGGGCGUAAUGGGAAAGCUGCAUCUCAGAUCUCACUUGGUCACAAUGCUCGAGAUUCACUGAAAGCAUCCGUAUGCAGCCAUCAUAUGCAAGACGAAUCGUCAAAAAAGUAUGCCGCAAUGUCGAAUGCUGUCAACUCAUCUGAGAAAUUCAAUGGUGAUGCGUCCCAAGAAUGUUUGAGCGAUAGAUUUUCUGAUGCUCCCCCAAGAGUCGUCAGCUCACCAAACAAAAUGUCAUCACCGGAUGCAAUAAGCUCGGUUCCAAACAUUAACGACCGGACACCAAUCCUCGGACCAGGUGCCCUAAAAAAUCAGGCAACUGUCCAUCCUCCGCAGAAGUGGAACAAACGCACAUCACAUCAUCAUGAUUCAUGUAUCAAUGACUUCGAUUCAGCAUCUUCAAAUUCCGAAUCAAUUCCUCAUCUCAAUCAGCCUCUACAUUCUUUGACAUCAACCACUUAUAUUCAAGAUCCAUUGUACACCCCAAAGUCAAUUGACACUUUUUCUUCCGCGAGUUUCCCCGACCAGCGAAUCAAUCCUGUAUAUUCUCGCAAGCGCAAGAAUGCAUCAUCGCUACUAUCACUUGAUCUUUCGCGGUGUGACAGUGCUUACUCGCUGUGUAAAUAUUCAUUGUCGUCCGGUACAUCAUCUCUUACAUCAAGCGCAUCGACUCGUAGCCAACCAGCGUCUUCAACCAUGGUAUCAGAAAUGGGGUACAUUUCACCAGAACCGACUUAUAUUGUACAUGAUCAAGCGAAAGACGGAGUAAAAAAUGCAAGAUAA